Molecule: messenger RNA, 1156 nt
Organism: Silurus meridionalis
Lineage: Eukaryota; Metazoa; Chordata; Actinopteri; Siluriformes; Siluridae
Product: transmembrane protein 252-like
Exons: 2
Coding region: 191-763 (190 amino acids)
Source: RefSeq, a predicted model, not a curated record
UUACACAAGCCUUAUCACAGACUUUUACACAACCUUAUCACAACAAUACUACUAGACUAGUGCUGCUGUAGCCUCUUGUUGCUUAAUUCACUAAUUCACUUUUUCCCAUACAAACACGUCAGGCAGGUCAAACUUCAGUCCAUUCCUAAUAAACCUUGAUGCAGAACAGAGCGAAUUGGAAUGGGAGUUGAUGUACCACUGGAAGCUUCAUCUCAGCUGUAGUGAUACCAUGAAUACGAGAAAACAUUUGCUGUGUGCAGCACGGUACUCAAUGCCAACUAUUGGCUUGAGCCUUAUUUCUGCAGGCGCUUACAUUAAGUCCAUCCAAAAUGAACAAGUGCAAAUACUGAGAGACAUCUCAACUUACCUUUUUAUCAUCCUGGGCUUCAUCCUGCUAGUCAUUGGAGUGUUGUGGUCUCUCGGUCAUGGAAUGAAGAAUGUGCUGCUUAAACGUGCAUUGAGAAGGUCGAGAGAUGCUGAUGUCCUGGUUUUUACUGUAGACAGGUCAGAAUUCUAUCCACCAUCAUAUGAGCAAUCUCAAGUGAGGGAUAAUAACCAGCCUUUCCCCACUGUUCUUUCUAUUUCUUCAAGCAUGGGAUGUGCUGGCCCGGCUCCCCCAGUUUACACACUGACCUGCUAUGAGAACUCUUUUGAAGACUUCAGUCAUGAGGAACCACCUACGUAUCAACAAGCAGUUCUUCAGAGCCAGGCUGAAUCACAAGCUGCUCGUUUAGCCACAAACAGUUUUGUAGAGCCGGUCUGAACAGCUGCUGAUGGACAAAUCCCAGAGUGAUGUAAGGUUUUGAAAGGAUUUUGAGACUCCUAAUUGUCCCUGACCUUAGUGUCAAUAGGGGUAAUAAUACUGUGAGCCUCUUGCUUGCUUGGAUCAUAACUAGAAGAGGUUUUCCCAAAAAUAAAUAUGAAGCGCUUUAAUGAAAUCCUUAUGGAGCCCAUGAGCAUUGUGAUGUUAGUAAAAAGAAAACCUGAAAAAAAUGUCUAGUUUAGUCUAGUCUUUGUAUUUCCUAAGAAUAUGAUAUUGCCAGUAUUUGUCAUUUCCAAAAGCGCACAAAGAAUUCAAUAAUGAUCAAAAUCUUUUUGAAAAAAAGUUCUGCUUUAAAUGUGUUCAUUCUUAAAGAUGUAAUAUCAUUAGGUCUCU